GUAAAUUGUUUAUUACCAAUUGACAUAUGACAGUUAACUUAUGUUCGUUAUGAUGAAAUUCAGUGUCACAACUAAAUUUUUAUUAAUCGUUUUGUAAACCUAUUUGUGUAAAAAUAGUGUCGAAUAAGUUUAUAUCUAAAUCUGAAAAUUACGGUGAAGAUCUGGGAUUGCCAAUAAAGUGUAAAACAUGGCUGACGAUGUUCCGGUAAAUAACGAAAAAUCUAAUAAUGAACCCAACGAAGCUCUAGAUAAUACUUCAUCAACAAAAAUUACAGUACAUGUUAAAACUCCUAAAGACAAAGAAUCAUUUCAAGUCGAAGAGGAUUGCAGUGUGAAAGAAUUUAAAGAGGUCAUUCGAAAGAAAUUUACGGCCGAACCAGAUCAACUGUGCUUGAUAUUUGCAGGAAAAAUUAUGAAAGAUCAAGAGACUUUGAAACAACAUAAUAUCAAAGAUGGUCUCACUAUUCAUUUGGUUAUUAGAGCGGCACAAAGAUCUACACCUAAUACUACGACUACCACUGAACCCACCUCAACUCGUGCACCAGAUCCUGCUCCAAAUCCAUUUGGAAAUUUUGGUGGUUUAGGAGGCUUGGGUAGCUUACCAAGACUGGAUCAAUUAGGACUAGGUACCAAUAUGGCAGAUUUACAAUCCAGAAUGCAGAAUGAAAUACUACAAAAUCCAGAUAUGAUAAGAAACAUUUUAGACAACCCACUAGUACAGAGAAUAAUGAAUGAUCCCGAAAAUAUGCGAACUUUAUUGACAAGAAAUCCUCAGAUGCAAGAACUAAUGGAGCGCAAUCCUGAAAUCAGUCACAUGCUCAACAAUCCAGAACUUUUAAGGCAAACUAUGGAAUUGGCAAGAAAUCCUUCAAUGUUACAGGAAUUGAUGAGAACCCAUGACAGAGCUAUUAGUAAUUUGGAAAGUAUUCCUGGAGGUUAUAAUGCUCUACAAAGAAUGUAUCGAGAUAUUCAAGAACCUAUGCUUUCAGCUACUGCAGAUCAAUUUGUUAGAAAUCCUUUUGCAGGGUUAGUGGACAAUACUUCUACAAAUAAUCCCCAACAAGGAAGAGAAAACACAGAACCUUUACCAAAUCCUUGGAACCCUCAAAGAUCUAAUACCAAUACUUCAAAUAACACCAAUACUAAUAGAUCGACUCCUCCCUCAAUAUCUAGUCUACUUCAAAAUUUGGGAGGUACUGGAGGUACAGAAGCUACACCUGAUCCUACUAACAUGCAGCCGUUCAUGGAGACCAUGCAGCCAUUUUUGGAUGCAGUGGCACAAGAUGUUGGCUUAGUUGAAAAUAUUAUUAGCAGCAAUCCAUUGCUACAAGAUAAUCCUGAAAUAAGACAACAAUUGAGGACUGUGAUGCCACAGAUUAUGCAACAGUUGCAAAAUCCAGAGAUGAUGAAUUUGAUGACAAAUAGUAAUGCUAUGAAUGCAGUUAUGCAAAUUCAGCAAGGAUUAGAUACACUUAGACAGACUGCUCCUGGAUUAAUGGGUAAUCUUGUUCCUGGAAUAGUACCAUCUACUAAUUCCGGCUCUAACAAUACUUCUCAAAAUAGUACUACCAGUCCAACUACUGGAACUACCACUACCACUACUACUUCGCAGCUACAAACAAAUGCAUUUUCAGAGAUGUUGGCUAUGAUGGGAGGACGUCAGGAUAGUGUAGUACCACCAGAACAGAGAUAUCAGAGGCAACUUGAACAACUUACCGCAAUGGGCUUUAUGAAUAGAGAAGCAAAUUUACAGGCCUUAAUCGCCACCUUUGGGGACGUCAAUGCUGCAGUAGAACGACUACUGGCACUAGGUCAGCUAACUAUGAGCUAACCUUUUUGAAAUAAAUUUCCAAAUGUUUUAUCAUAUAUUCCCUUUACAUUAUUUUUCAUUUGAUAGUUUAUUAUUGUUUUUAAACUUUUGAUUAGAUUACCUAAUCUAAACAUCUUGAUUUGUUUCGUUUUUAUCUAUCUGCAUUUCUAUCAUCUUCAUAUGAUCUCUAGUAUACAUUCAAGGUUUUACAUUUACGAGCUUCUGCCUACUGCUUCAGCUACAUUCAUUAUUAAGUGUUAAGGUAAUUAACUUAAUAGUUUCAAUUUUAUUAACCAGCAUCAUUAGCCACUUAUUAUUUCAUGAUUUUGCAAAAUAUAUAACUAACGAUUCCACUUAAAAUACGAGCUAAAUUAAGGCAUCCUAAGAUGUUCUAUUUAAAACAUUGUUAAUAUUGAGUAACAUGGCAAAAAGAAACAAACCAAGAUGGAAUAAAUGUCAACAUUCUGAAAAAGUCAGUAGUAAUUCUGGUAUAUUUACAUUUAUAUUUCAAAAAAAAUGUAAAUUAUCAAAUUAUACAGAUGUAGUGAACUAAGACUGGUUAAUUCAUAAGUUGAACCAUUUAAUACAAAAUUAGAUAUGCCUCAUUUAUCUUCGGCCUUAAACAUGGACGAUGAGCAAGCAAAAACGCCUUUGACAUUCUGUGGAAUUGCUUGAUGUUAAAGGAUUUAUCCAUAAAAUUAUACGCAUUUCAAGAAACUUGUAUUUAUGUAACACAACAAGUUAAGCAUAAUCAGUUGAAAGUGUAGUCAGCAGAAAUUUUUAUCAAAAUUGUUCUUUCAAGUAAAUGGAACUAAAUUCAUUCUAUAUCAGAACAAUACAUUGUGGAUGCCUACUAUCUUGUUGGCUUUUGUCUAUUUUUUGAAAUUUAGCAAUAAAUGAUUGUAUACCAUUGACAAUUUUAUUCCUUAUAGAAAUAAUGGUAUCUAGUGGUUUCAUAACUUUAGUCUAAUUGGUGUUUUAUAUCACCAUGUAUAACAAUACAGGUUUCAUUUGAACGUAUGGCUAUGUUCAAUCAAUGAAAUUUUGAUGUUGCACAAUCUUCCAUUGUAAAUUGUGCGAUACAAUGUGUAUAUAUGAAACUUUCAAAAUUGAUCAUUGGUUUUCAUAACAUUUAAUCUUAAUGAUUUUGAAGUAGUUUGGCAACUUAUUUUCCAUUUGACAUUUUUUAUUGUAACAAUAUUGAAAUCAGUGUGCCAAAAGAUGAAACAGUCAAAUAUAUAAUUAGCCAUUUAUUCACUUUAUUGAAUGUCCAAUACUUUCAGUGUAUAUACCAAAAAUUACAGUAUCAAUCCUUGAAACAUCAUUUUUAACGAGUGUUGAUAUUUAAUUUUUCCGACGACCUAAAAGAUAUUUCGCUCUAUUACCUAAUGCAGAAAGCUCUGCAAUUUGAAUCAGUAUGAAAUGAUAUUUUCUUUCCUUGCUAGUUAAUAGGGCAAAACAUUAAGUAUUUCAUUGUUGGAAAAGUAUAGUGUAAAAUACGUGUCAUUUUGUCUACUUGUAUGAAAUAUCCAGUUUCUAUACGUGUUUUACACUAUACUAUUUUUAAUUAACGUUAACGAUUAUAUAGCAAUUUUGUAAAUUAUCCAUAGUCAUGUUGGGGUUUUUAAAAUGCACCACUUAACGAAAAUAUUUUAUUUUCUGCUAAUGUUAUUUUUCAAUUUUUGUUUCAUUAUAAUCUUGGCCAAUCUAAAACUUCAAACAAAAUCAAAGUUACCAUUCGUAUAUAUAGCUCCAGUUUAAUAAAUGAAAUGAGUAAAUUUUUAUGAGGGAUUUAAUAAUAGUUAUGCUCAGUAAUGAAAUGUGGGUAAUCUAACUGUUUUAUAUUUUAUAAUUGAAGUGUUAAUAAAUAAAAAGUGUAAAAGUUAUCAGAACUAGUAAUUAAAGUUCUUUAAUAAUUAUAUUGUAAUUCCAUAUUAAAAUGUAUUAGUUUAAAAGUCUUUCCAAAAAAUGCUGCGAGGGAGGAAAUUAUUGGCCAAAGUGUCUAAAUAAAUUGUUUUAUUUUAAUUAAUAAAUUUCAGUAUUAGUACUAAGUGGAAAAAUAUUUUUCAGACUCUCAAUGAGGCAUGUAAAGGUGAUACAAUGGGUGUUUAAAAGGCCUGUUUUGUAAUUAUCCUUAGUUAAUCAUUGUUAUGUAUACUUGAACUUUCCAGUAGUAGCAAAAAUCGAAAUAUGGUACUGUUAAAAUAUGUUAGAUUACAAUAUAUUUCUAAAUUCAAUGUAAAUUGGUAUAUUUAUAUGAAAUUAUUAGAUUCCUUUUUGAAAUGAAGAUGAUAUAAGUGGUUUAGAAAUAUGUAUUGUACCAUUUUACCCUUUCCCAUUAAUUUCCAUUUUUGAAUUACUAUUUUAAUUGUUUUGUCUUUUUAGAAAAUUUUAUUGAUUUGAAUGUAAAAUGGCGCAAUUCUAUUAUUUAUUUUCAAAUAAAAACAACUGAAUGUUGAUAAA
Molecule: messenger RNA, 4273 nt
Organism: Diorhabda sublineata
Lineage: Eukaryota; Metazoa; Arthropoda; Insecta; Coleoptera; Chrysomelidae
Product: ubiquilin-1
Exons: 5
Coding region: 188-1831 (547 amino acids)
Biological process (GO): ubiquitin-dependent protein catabolic process
Cellular component (GO): cytosol
Molecular function (GO): polyubiquitin modification-dependent protein binding
Source: RefSeq, a predicted model, not a curated record